Molecule: messenger RNA, 3753 nt
Organism: Silurus meridionalis
Lineage: Eukaryota; Metazoa; Chordata; Actinopteri; Siluriformes; Siluridae
Gene: angptl2b
Product: angiopoietin-like 2b
Exons: 5
Coding region: 831-2357 (508 amino acids)
Source: RefSeq, a predicted model, not a curated record
UGUUUGUUGAGACAUUGUAGGAGAACAGUUUUUCAUUUAGGGCAGAGAGAUACACAUAAAGAGCUUAUGUUCAAUGGAAUGACAGAGGUGAUUCAUUUAUCUGAGAGAAAGUGACAGCACAUACUCUUACUCUCUCAGGCACCGACUAGCUGACCCUGGGUGAUUCUCAUGUCUCCUCAAAGCGUUGAGGAACUUCAAGCAGCUGCUCUUCUCUGCUACGGAAAGCCUGGAGAAUAUCUAAACCGACUGUCUUUUCUAAUUCUUUUCUCUUUGGAAGGCAUCCUCUGUUCCCGGACAGCUCCGGGUUCCUUUGGGAUCCCACAUUAGAGGAUCUAUUUACAAAACAAGGACUUCUGUAAAGCUCAAAUUCUCUUGCAACCAAGAUUUUUUUGGAUCUAAUUCAAAGGCCACCGGUUCAUAUUUUCAUUUCCAUUGCACAGGACUUUGCACAUCCCACAGGUUAUUUGUCUUAUUCAAUCAAUUUUGAAGUCUUCAAGCGGAUUUUAGUGUGUUUAGGGAUUUCACAGCCAUAGAGUCUCCAAACACACAAAAUCUGAUUAAUUGGAGGCUUGGCAAAAGCAACCUCACUACACUAAAAUAUAGGACACAUAUCCACAAACAGCAGGAGAUUUACACACCGAAUAUACACAGAGAGCUCGGGAGAGGAGAGAGGGUGAGGGGGAUUCUAGAGCCAUCACAAGCUGUAAUGACUAACGGAGAGACAUUGUAAAUCUUCCUUAAAACGACUGCAGGAUACUGAAGCACUACUGCUGAGGAGGGGUGAAAUUAUCUGGAGCUCACACCACAAUUAGAGGUGUGUUGGUGUUACCAUGGAAGUCCCUGCACUGGUCUUAAUGGUUUUGCUCCUGGGGUGUGACCUCUUCCCCUUACUGGAAGGCAGCACUGGAGUUCAAGAGUUUGACAGCAGCGAUGAAAGCCCAGAGCCUGGUUUCCUUUCAGGUUCACGCACCCGCCGAGCCCCGGAAGUCCCUGAUCAGGACAAGUGCUCCUAUACUUUUAUUGUUCCCCAGCAGAAGGUCACAGGUGCUAUCUGCGUGAAUUCAAAAGAGCCUGAGGCUGUACUGGAAAACCGGGUAAAUAAACAGGAGCUGGAACUUGUUAACACUGAGCUCCACAAGCAGAAAAGGCAGAUUGAGACUCUACAGCAGCUUGUGGAAGUAGAUGGUGGCAUUGUCAAUGAGGUGAAACUCUUGCGCAAAGAAUCACGCAACAUGAACUCACGCGUGACACAGCUCUAUAUGCAGCUUCUCCAUGAGAUCAUUCGCAAGCGAGACAAUGCAUUGGAGCUUUCUCAACUAGAGAACAAGAUUUUGAACCAGACAUCAGAGUUGCUGCAACUUUCUAACCGCUACAAAGAUUUGGAACAUAAGUACCAGCAUUUGUCAUCGCUGGCAAACAAUCAGUCUGCUCUCAUUGCUUUACUUGAGGUACAAUGUCAGAAGGCGCCUCAAGUGGUGGCACCUAGACCACUGCCCCAACCCCAACCCCAGCCACAACCUCAACCCAAGCCUUCUACACCUAAUAACAAGCCAUACCAACCACCUGUGUAUAACCGCAACAACCAGAUGACCAAUGAGAUCCAGAGUGAUCAAAACCUUAAAGUGCCACCACCUCCAUUACCUACCAUGCCAGGUGGAACUCAUAGCCCUUCUACAACCAACAAGCCCUCUGGCCCCUGGAAAGACUGUUUGCAGGCCUUAGAAGACGGGCAUACCAACAGCGGCAUGUACCUAGUGAAGCCUGAAAACACCAACAAGCUGAUGCAGGUGUGGUGUGACCAAAAACAGGACCCUGGAGGCUGGACAGUUAUCCAGAGGCGCAUGGAUGGCUCAGUGAACUUUUUCAGGAACUGGGAGACAUACAAGCAAGGCUUUGGGAAUAUAGAUGGGGAGUACUGGCUGGGGCUCGAGAAUAUUUACUGGUUGACCAAUCAGGCCACUUUCAAGCUCCUCGUGACUCUGGAGGACUGGGCUGGGCGCAAAACAUUUGCCGAAUAUGCCAGCUUCAGGCUGGAACCUGAGGCCGACUUCUACAAACUACGAGUGGGACGUUAUCAUGGCAACGCCGGUGAUUCUCUAACCUGGCAUAAUGGCAAGCAGUUUACCACGCUGGACAGAGAUCAUGAUGCUUACACAGGUAACUGUGCUCACUAUCAGAAGGGAGGCUGGUGGUAUAACUCCUGCGCUCAUUCCAAUCUGAACGGUGUGUGGUAUCGAGGUGGACACUACCGUAGCCGCUACCAAGACGGAGUGUACUGGGCUGAAUUCAGAGGAGGAGCCUACUCCCUAAAGAAAGUGGUGAUGAUGAUCCGCCCCAAUCCCAACACUUUUCACUGAAUGGCAUAAAAUGUCUAAGGAACAGACUGAAAACUAACCCUCAACCUUCACACUAAUUCAAAUGUACCCUACAAAAAAAAAAAAGGGAGAUGUUUAUAUUUAUGGUAAAACUUUAGGUUGAUGAAGGGGCAACUCCCCAAACUGUAUGGCUUUCAUAUAUUUCACUUGUCUUUCCUAGUGGAACUUGUUAUAAUUCUGCCUUUGUUUAACUAAAAUGUUUAAACACCAUGUGUUCUUGUUUAGUACACAUUAUAAUUGGACAUCUGUUCAUAUGAAAUACGUUCAUUUAUUUUUGAGUUGUCAUGUUAAAUAUGUAAGAAAACAGCAAGGAAUUAGCUGUACUAGGCUUUUAGAAAAUAUGUGACAUAAGACACAGGAUGUACAAUCUAGUGAUACACAUUAUGCUCGUUCAUUAUAUAUAUAUAUAUAUAUAUAUAUAUAUAUAUAUAUAUAUAUAUAUAUAUAUAUAUAUAUAUGGAAUAUUAUCAAUUUCAUUGUUUGCAAAUCACUGGGCACUUGCUUGAAAAAGUAUGCAUAGAUGAUAUGCAAAUCCAGAAAAAAUUUAGCUGACGGUUCAAAAUUAGUAUAGCUAGUAGAAGACUGAUACCAGCAUGAGUCUGCUGAAAACUGUCUGAAUCUGAAUUGUUGAAAAUUUGAAAUUGCUGAAAAUGUUAUGUCCGUAUAUACUGUAUGUUCAAUUAAUGCCACAGUCUUGUUGUAUAUAUUGCUGUUAGCAAUCAAAAAUGCCAAAGAAAUAAAAAGCCAAAGAGAAAAAAAAUAUGACUUCCAGUGCUACCUAUAAAAGUGAGAUUUAAUAUCCACAAGUUCUUCUAAAUUACAAAGGCUACAUAACAACAGACAGGCAAAGCGUUCUGGUGCUAUCGAAAAUAAAGAGUUCCUAUAAGACAUUUAUGUGGUACUUAUUUAUAGUUUUUUUUUUAAGUUUUAAAGACAAAUUAAAAACAAAAUAUUGCAACAAUUAUGGUACAUUUAUUUUGUAGUUUUUUUUGUAUUAAUGCUGUUGAAAUUCAGUAUUCAAUAAUAUGAAUAAUAUGAAUUGUUUAAGAAAUCUGUAUUAGAAAUGAAAGGUUUUGGCCAAGUUCCUGGUCAUAUACUGUAGCUUCAUAUACAGUGAGGUUUGUACUAAGUUACUAUCAAGUAGAUGUAUUCUUUCUGUUUAUUUUACAUUUUACUACAUGUCCAGGUUUUCUUCUGAAUAAUCAGAAAAUUGUACAUAAUGUACAAAUUUAAAUGUUGGAACCAAUUACACCCAGCAUAUUCCUGUAUAUAAUUUUGGAGAAAAAUGUUUAUACUUUGUGUGUAACAAAUAUACCUGCAUCACCAAAUAUUUGCAAUAAUAAACAAAAAUGUACAGCCUGUUGUACAGGUAUAUGAA